AUGCAGGAAAAAAGCUGCCCAGAAAGUCAGCAGCAUCAGCAGUGCUCGGUGUGUGGCCGUGGCUUUGGCCUUGAGCAGACGAACAAAACCGACAGCGGGUCCAUAUGUUCGUCCUGCCGGGAAGACGGUGGACAGACCCCAGGCGGCGUCAGCGUCGACUCGCACAGCUGCUCGCUGUGUGGCAAAACCUUCAUCUCCCCGGUUCACUUGACCCUCCACCUGGCCUCCCACAAUAAGGAGAGGAGGUUCCAGUGUACCACUUGCGGCAAGUACUUCCACCAGUCUUCCCACCUCAUAGCCCACGAAGCCAUCCACAAAGGCGAAAGGCCCUUUAAAUGUCCUGAGUGCGGCAAGACAUUUGGACGGGCCGCACAUCUCAAGACUCACCGCCGCCUCCACACCGGCGAGAAACCCUUCAAGUGUAACUUCUGCGACAAGGCCUUCACGCAGAAAGCGGGUCUGCUAUCGCAUGUCCGAAUCCACACGAGCGAGCGAACCAACAAAGGCGACGACAAAAUCCAAGAAUCGGGCCAGUGGGUGAAAGCGGCGCCCACGCCUCUGCCCGACUCCCGUUCGGACGACCUCAAGUGUGGCGUUUGCUGCCGCACUUUCAUCCGGUCCUCAUAUAUUAGAUUGCACGUGCGACUUGAGAAAGGGCUACGGCCUUAUCACUGCAAAGUGUGCAACAAGACCUUUGCCAAGUUGGAUACAUUUAUCAACCACUGCAAUAAACAUUUGAGGCAGAAAGGGGAAAAAGACGACGAGGACAGUGUGUUGAAACCGCCAUUGUUUAUCCCUCUCUCAAAGCCGCAACUGCCAGAGGUCUCCCAACAGGUGUCCGAUGAGGUCACUGUGGCCUCAGAAUCCAGCGCAUGUCUUCAUUAG
Molecule: messenger RNA, 885 nt
Organism: Nerophis lumbriciformis (worm pipefish)
Lineage: Eukaryota; Metazoa; Chordata; Actinopteri; Syngnathiformes; Syngnathidae
Source: RefSeq, a predicted model, not a curated record